GGUCAAGUCAGUAGCAAAUAAACGAUCGUCGUGAGAGAACGCAUUUUUAUUUCAAGCCUCAAGCCUCAUUCAAAACUGAACUUUAUUGCAACAACAUAUGGUCCAUAAUCGAGCCGGAUAAGUUGCAGUGAGCAAAUAUUAGAUUGCAAUAUUGUGAAUGUGAAACAACAAUUAGUCAUCGCGCGACUGAUUCAUACAAUUGAAGUUAUAAGUUUUAACAACAAAAUUAUUUACAAAGUAAUUAUGUCGUCGGUUGAACAAUUAUUAGAACAACUGGAGGAUUGUGCUACUUUGAUUAAAAAGGCUUUAAUAAAUCACAAAAAAGCCCCAAAAGCUAGAUUAACAAAGGGAUAUUUGAAAGUGAGAUCUCAAGUUGUAGAUGAUUAUUGGUCAACGUUUAAGGAUCUUCAUGGAUCUCUUCUAAAGUUAGUACCGCAACAGGAAAGGAAAACAUUACCAUACUUCGUAAAUGAAGAAUAUGACUUGUGCGAAGAACAAUACAUUUUGUUGAAGACAGAAUUAACGGAUUUGUUGGAAUCGAGUUCAAGUACUUCGACGGCCGUAGCGGAUUGUAAAGGAGAAGUGCAGUGGGUUGCGUCGGAAGCUAAAUUACCUAGAAUGGAUUUACCAACAUUUUCGGGUUGUUAUGAAAAUUGGCGAAGCUAGUGCUACAUUGAAGCAUUAUCAAACUACUGAUAACAAUUAUAUUCCAGCUUGGGAUACGCUCAAAAAACGUUAUAGUCAUAAACGACUGAUAUUAAAUUCAUAUUUAAAAAAGUUAUUUAUGCAAAAAAAGGUUCAAAUUCAGUCUUCAAGUCAGCUAAAAUCAUUUAUCGAUGUAACUAAAGAAUGUAUUAUUGGUUUAAAAAACAUAGGGAUUUGCACGGAGUCUUGGGAUCCAAUUUUGUUAUUUAUUUCGUCUCAAAAAUUAGACCACGAAACGCAUAAAGAAUGGGAAGAUUACGUUAGUUCAACUCUCAAUUUAACAUCUGAUGUAUUUCCCACUUUCAAUAAUUUGGUUACGUUCUUAGAAGGAAGAAUUCAUGCUUUAGAGUUAACAACGACAGGCAAUAGAACUUUAAAAGAACGCUCAUAUCAUGUCGCGAAUAUUAAUGAUAAAAUUUGUAUUUUUUGCAACAAAGAUAAUCAUAUUCUUAGUCAUUGUAAGGAAUACGGGAAACUACAACCGAAAGAACGCAGCGCCUUCGCAAAAUUAAAAGGUUUAUGUUAUAAUUGUUUAGUACCGGGCCAUACACUUAUAUAUUGUAAUCACAAGGCAUCGUGCAGAAUAUGUGGUAAACGACAUCAUUCCCUCCUUCAUGAACCUGGAAAGAAAAGCUUUACUCAAGAAGAAAAUCAAAACUCGACACAAUUAUCUUUGCAUACUAAUGUAGAAGAACAACAUGAAGAAGAUGAUAUUUUAGAAGAGGUCAAUAUUAGCGAUGCUACAAUAACUUCACACAUGGCUACACAACCAUCUACGGCGUUACUCGCAACUGCUAUUUUACCUGUCAAGGGGACGUCAGGACAAGUAUAUUAUUUACGUGCUCUGAUCGAUCAAGGCUCUCAGGCGACGUUUAUAAGUGAAAGAGCAGCUCAACACAUAAAGGCAAAAAGGUUGCCUGUCAAUGGAACAAUAUCAGGUGUUGGGUCCACAUUAACAAGAACAAAUCAUAUGAUUCAACUUGAACUUGGUUCAAGGUAUGAUGAUCAGCUUAAUCUGAAGGUUAAUGCGUAUGUUAUAUCUACCAGACUUACAACACAACUUCCAAAUAAGUUAAUACCAAUUGGUGAUUGGCCGCACAUUCAGGGCUUAAAUUUAGCAGAUCCAAGUUUCAAUAAGCCCGGGAAGAUAGAUUUAUUAUUGGGAGUCGAAGUUUACGCACAAAUUAUGCUAGGAGAAUUAAUUAAGGGUCCACCAAACACUCCUUGCGCUCAGAAUACAAUGUUAGGUUGGAUUAUAUUUGGAAAAACAAACACACAAUACGAAAACAAUAACGUUAUUUCUCUUCAUUGUCUAGAUGUCAAGAUAGAUGAAAUGAUGAAACUAUUGUGGGAACUAGAACCAACAACUAAACGUGAAUUAACACCUGAAGAACGACGCUGUGAAGAAAUUUAUUCAUCAACACAUUCGAGAACUAAAGAUGGAAGAUAUAUAGUGAAGUUGCCUUUGAAAAGAGACCCACCUAUGAUAAGUCAAGGGAGAACAAGAGAAAUAGCUUUAAAGAGACUAGAAUAUUUAGAGAAGCGCUUUGAAAAGAAUAAAGAGUUGAAGGAUGAUUAUACUAAGGUGAUUCAAGAAUACCUCGAAUUGAAUCAUUUAGAAGAAGUUUCCGAGGACGAAAAAGAUAAUGCAGCUGUCUAUCUUCCACACCAUGCGGUCGUGAGAACAGACAAAGAUACUACUAAAACAAGAGUAGUUUUCGACGCGUCAUGUAAAGGUUUGAAUAAUGUGUCCCUUAACGACGACUUGAUGGUGGGACCGACAUUGCAAGAAGAUUUAAGGUACCUAAUUAUGCGUUGGAGAUUGAAACCAAUUUGUUUUGUUGCCGACAUAGAGAAAAUGUACAGAGCAGUUAUUGUUGAGCGUGGCCAUCAAGAUAAUCAAAGAAUACUGUGGCGCAAUAAUCCAAGUGAUGAGGUUCGAGACUAUAGACUGCUGCGAGUAACCUUUGGCACCGCAUCCGCACCAUUCUUGGCCAUUCGAACUUUGCAUCAGGUAGCUAACGAUGAAGGUAGAAAUUAUGAUAUCGAGUCACAAAUAAUUAAGGAAGAUUUUUUUGUAGAUGAUUUGAUUUCUGGACGAGACACGGUGGACGAAGCUGUAGAUUCUGCAAACAAAAUAACACAAAUAUUAAAUAAUGGUGGCUUUUUGAUCAAGAAGUGGUCAUCAAACAGUGAAUCGUUUUUACAACAAUUGAAACCACUUCAAAUUAAUUCUGAAACAAAUAUAGAUAUAAAAACUGAAGGAAUAAUUAAAACCUUGGGACUUACCUGGAAUCGGAUCCACGAUGAAUUAAGAUAUCAAUUAAAAUUUAAAACUACACCUGAAAAACUAACUAAAAGGAUAAUAUUAGCCGAAGCACAAAAACUAUUCGAUCCUCUUGGCUUUUUGGCUCCGACAAUAAUUCCUGCAAAAAUAAUUAUCCAAAAACUCUGGGUUCAAGGCGUUGCUUGGGACGAAGAGACAUCACCUGAAAUAAAAAAGGAAUGGUUAAUAUUAAGAAAAGGAUUAGAAAAGGUUAAUGAAGUGAAAAUAAAAAGAUGGUUACAUACAUUUAAGGAUUCGAUGAAUACUAUCACAGUUCAUGGAUUUUGUGACGCUUCUACGGUGGCCUACGCAGCAGCUGUGUAUUUGAGAGUAGUAAUGAAUGAUAGACAAAUACACACCGGGUUGAUAGCAGCAAAGGCAAGAGUCGCUCCAGUUAAACCAGUUUCUUUGCCAAGAUUGGAACUUUGUGGAGCUGUAAUUCUUUCUAGGCUACUUAAACAAGUUCAAGAAGCACUUAGAAUAUCUAACACUCAAAUUUUUGCAUGGACAGACUCAAAGAUAGUUAUGGCAUGGUUAACAGGUGACCCAGCUCGUUGGAAUGUUUUUGUAAGCAAUCGAGUAGUUGAGAUAAUAGAUAAUAUAGGGAAUAAAAAAUGGCAUCACGUAACAUCGGAAAAUAAUCCUGCUGAUAUAGCAAGCAGAGGAGAAAACUUACCUGAUCUUAUUAAAAAUAAAUUAUGGUGGAAUGGGCCAAAUUGGCUUCAGACUGAUGAUAUUCCCUUUGCAAAGGGUAAUCCAGAUUCAACGGACUUAGAAAGAAAGAAUACUAUUAUGCUAAAUUUAAAAAUUGAGGACACAAUUAAAAAUACUCUUAAAUUCGAAAUAUUUGAUUCUUUACAGGAAAUGCUACGAGUAAUAGUGUAUGUUUUAAGAUUUUUGAAUUACAAAAAGGGACAAAUUACAACUGAUAAAAGCAUUAAGGUAAUAGAAAUGGAAGAUGCAUUAAAAAGAAUAAUAAAAAUAGAACAAAGAAAGGAUUUUGCAGAAGAAAUAGAAAGGUUGAAGAAUAAAAGAAAUUUAAGCAAAAACAGCAAACUCCUUUCUCUGAAUCCAAUAUUAGAUGAUGCUCACAUUCUCAGGGUGGGCGGUAGAAUAAGACACGCAAACAUACCUUUAGAUUCAAAACACCCGAUGAUUCUUGGUUCCGAAAGCGAUUUGGUCACGUUAAUCAUCGCAGAUGCGCACAAGAAAACAUUGCAUGGGGGUUUGGAACUCACGUUAAACUAUUUAAGAGCUCGUUUUUGGAUUCUGAGGGUGAAGUCAACAGUCAAAAAAUAUAUACAUAAAUGUAUAAUAUGCGCUAAACUUAAAGCGAGUAGUAGUUGUCAACUUAUGGGAGACUUACCUAAAGCACGAGUCACUCCAGCACGACCCUUCAUAAAUUCUGGUGUUGACUUUGCAGGUCCCUAUGAUAUAUUAAUGACUAGAGCACGAGGUGUAAAAACUACAAAGGCAUAUAUUUCUAUUUUUGUAUGUAUGUGCACAAAGGCCAUACAUAUAGAAUUAGUAGGCGAUCUGUCCUCUCAAUCGUUUAUAGGUGCUUUCAGACGAUUUGUAGCACGACGAGGCAGGUGCACAGAUAUUUGGAGUGAUCAGGGAAGAAAUUUUGUUGGAGCUAACAAGGAAUUAGUAGAAGCAUGGUCACAGGCUGGUCUCAAUUUUAAGGACAACAUAGCAGACAUUCUAGCACAAGAGGGUACACAGUGGCAUUUUAUUCCUGCCUACAGUCCUAAUUUUGGAGGUCUUUGGGAGGCGGGAGUGAAAUCAAUGAAAUACCAUCUAAAAAGAAUAUUAAAUACAAAUGUAACGUUCGAAGAGAUGACUACAAUUUUGUGUGAAAUUGAAGCUUGUUUAAAUUCACGUCCACUAUGUUCAAAGGCUAGUAAUGAUAUUGAUAAUGUAGAUGUGCUGACACCUGGGCAUUUCCUAAUUGGUGAAGCUCCAAUUACUAUCCCAACUCCAACCUUGUCUAAUUUACAGACAAAUUAUUUAUCACGAUGGCAGCACACGCAAAAACUAGUACAAACCUUCUGGCAUCGCUGGCAGUCGGAAUAUUUAACUCGACAGCAACAAAGACCAAAGUGGCAAACAAAACAAUCUGAAAUGGACAUAGGAGAUGUGGUUGUGAUAAAAGAAGAUAACUUACCACCCAGUAAAUGGGCUCUUGGUCGUAUUGUUGAGAAACAUCCUGGAGAAGAUGGUAUUUGUCGAGUGUAUAGCGUUAAAUAUCGCGGUAAAAUAAUAAAACGUUCCGUUACUAAGUUAUGCCAAUUAUCAAUUAAAUAAACAGUUAAUGAAUA
Messenger RNA from Colias croceus (clouded yellow), 5352 nucleotides. RefSeq lists its product as uncharacterized. The coding region runs from base 647 to 5338 and encodes 1563 amino acids. The transcript is spliced from 2 exons. The record is from RefSeq and is a predicted model, not a curated record. Gene Ontology annotation, molecular function: nucleic acid binding. NCBI's taxonomy places the organism in Eukaryota, Metazoa, Arthropoda, Insecta, Lepidoptera, Pieridae. Gene Ontology annotation, biological process: DNA integration.